AUGUUUAGCAUAGAAGAAUUUAUUAAACAAUAUUAGAAUCUUUCAAAUCCAGAUAAGAAUAUAAGUCAAGAAGCUAAUAAAUAUAUCCUUAAAUUGCAAUAAACUAGGGAAGCUUUCACUGUUGCCUAAUAAAUAUUAGAUUAAUAAAAUAUUUAAUAAGAAUAUUAAUUCAUAGCUUGUUAAUUGAUUUAUAGAAGAUUAAAGGAAGAAUGUGACAUUACCAUAUAACCUUAUCUUUUAAAUUUAUUAGGAAGACCACUAUCAAAUAUUGCCUUGAAUUAAGUUUGCUCAUCUUUUGCUGUCAUUAUUGUAGGUAACUCUCAGCUAUGGAAAGGGUAUCAGAGUAUUAUAUAUGCUUUUUAGAAUACUAUAGGAAUUAAUACAAUUAAUGAAGGUAAAAAUGCCAAUAGGAAUUGAAAUUCUGAAUUAAAUUGCAAUUUAAAGUAAAGAAUGCCAUUCAAAAAAGGAAUAAUAGAAAUUGCAACUAGAAUUCUAGACACAAGAAAGUAUACUUUCAGAAAUAUUUCUAAGUUUAUUGUGUGUCUAGGAUUUGAAUAUUUUUAAGUAAACAAUUUCAUGCAUUGAAUCAUGGGUCUAAUUUUCAUAUCGCUUAUUCAAAGAUUCAAAAUUGAUUCAACAAAUAAUUGUAUUAAUAUAACAUGCAUUGUAAAAUAAUGCACUUGAAUAUUCUGAUAAAUUGUUCUCUUUACUAUACGAAGCAGUUGUUUAUUCAUAAUAUAAUAAAAAUUAAAUUACCGAAGAUAUUGUAUAAUAAAAUUUAAUAUUAAUGCUCGAAUUUAUAUUAAAGAUUUAUAAUCCUUAAAUUUCAGUUAUGUUUGCAUCUUUUGCAACUAAAUUUAUAUGUGAUUUUUAUCCAAUCAUCUAAAAUACUUAAUAUGAAGAACCAAUAUUGAAUAUGAUGGUGAAUAUUGUAAAUAAUCCUUAAAGGAAAAUAGUAUUUUAGACUUUUGAGUUCUGGAGUUAAAUGAGACAGAAUAAUUUAAUUUAAGGUGUUGGGUUGAAAAUAUUAUAAUGUUUGAUUGAUAGAUGCAAAGUAAAAUCUAUUAAAUUAACUAAAUAAUCAUUAUUAGGAGAAUCUGAAGAUGAAGAUGACUAUUUUAAUAAAACAGAUUAUGAAAGUAAGGAUAAUAAUAUAUCUACUUCUGAUUUUAGAGAACAUUGUAAAGAAAUAUUCAUUAACAUAUAUAAAAAUGUUGAAUAAAUUAAUUAAACUAAUUCAUUUUUUUAAAUCAUCUUAUCAAAUUUGGUUAUUACGAAUCCUGAAUCUAUAGAAUAAAUUAUUAAAAGUGAAGCAGCAUUAUUUUGCCUAUGUUCAAUUAUUGAUGAAACAGACUUUUAAAUUAAUAAUUAAUUAGUUUUAUAAAUAAUUUAAUUUGUUCUUUAAUUGCCAAACAAUUAAAAUUAUGAUAUUAUUGUAAAGACAACCCUAUAGAUGUUUAGUGGAUUAACUAAUUAAAUAAAUUUAAAUAAUGAAUUAUUACUUUCAAUAACAAAAUACUUCUUUUAAUAUAUGCUUCAUCCUUUAUUGGGAUCCUUAGCUGGAGUGUAAAUAUUUAAUAUAAAUUAGUGCUUUUGAAUAAAUUAGUAAUAAUAGCGAACUUAUAAAUUAGCAAUUAAUUUCAGAUUGUGUAUUAUUCUUAGAACAACAUUUUAAUGAUUUUAUUAAUUAAUCUCAGUUAAAUUCUUUUGUUGAAGGCAUAUUAAAAUUAUGUUAUCGUAUUUAUUCAAAAGGUAACAUAGAUUGCAUAAUUUAGGUAUCUAUUUUAUUAAUAUAUUUAUAGUUAUUCAAUUUUGCAAAUAAUUAAUUUCAACUUUUAAAAAAUAUUAAUUUAUUGACUAAAUAACAAUUUACAUAUAUAAAUACAUUAAUUAUUGCUAUAUUAACAUGGAUUAAUUCUAAUAUUGAAGAGAUCAAUGCUUAAGUAAAAUAGAUAUCAGAUUUAUUAUGUUCUUCAAUAAGUGAACCAUUAAUUAAUCUAUUUAAAGAAUCAUAAAAUUUAUCAAAUAAUGAUGAACUCUAUUAAUUAGUUAGGAUGAUAAUGAAAGUAUCAAACUAUUAAAAUCAUUCAUAAUCUAUUAUAUAAUUACUCUAAAUUUCAUUUUAAAUAUUUUAUUAAAAUCCAACCUAAAAAUAUUAAUGGUUAUAAUUAAUUACUAUUGCAAUAGGAAGAUCUUAAGAAUAUUAAUUUAUUUCUUAAUGGACAAUAUAAAAUAGUUAAUAAAUUCAUUAAUUUUGCAUUGAAUAAUAUAAGCGUUGGAGAGAUUCAGAUUUAAUGAAGAUAUAUGUUGAAUUUGUAAAAGAAUGCACAAGAUAUUGUCAAUAAGCAUUAUUUUAAUCACCUUAUCUAUUUUUAAUAAUGGAAAUAAUUAGUGAAGCCUUUUUAACUUUAAACUCAUAUGAAAUGCAAAGAGAAAUUCUAAAUUUUUUUAAGUAAAUUUUGAUAUAAUUUUAUUAGAACUUUGUCUUAAUUUAUUGAAAAAGGAUAAGAUUAUUUCAAUUAAAUUGUAAUUUAAAUAAUUACUACUUUAUUUCUAAGCAUUUCAAUAAUUAAUCGCGCUAUUAUAUUUUAGAUUAUCUAAAUUUUAUAAUUUAUCUUAAAAAAAGAAAUAAGCAGUGAUGAACUUAAGGAACUUAUCUAUUAGACAUUGCUUAAAAGCUGGGGAGCUAAUAAAAGCCCAUAAUAAGUUCAACUUGUUAGUUAAGCUAUAUUACAUUAUUUAAAAAAAACAGGAGAUAAUGGUUUGAAUAGAGAAUUAAAAUUAUUAUUACAAAAUUUAAGAGAAAUGGGAGAGGAAGAGAUCGAUUAUAUGCAUUUGGAAAUAGUAAUAAAAUAAUGAU
This is a messenger RNA of Paramecium pentaurelia, 2860 nucleotides long. The record is from the annotation of a GenBank genome assembly. NCBI's taxonomy places the organism in Eukaryota, Ciliophora, Oligohymenophorea, Peniculida, Parameciidae.